Molecule: messenger RNA, 3966 nt
Organism: Carassius auratus (goldfish)
Lineage: Eukaryota; Metazoa; Chordata; Actinopteri; Cypriniformes; Cyprinidae
Product: voltage-gated potassium channel subunit beta-2
Exons: 15
Coding region: 218-1492 (424 amino acids)
Biological process (GO): potassium ion transport; regulation of potassium ion transmembrane transport
Cellular component (GO): voltage-gated potassium channel complex; membrane; cytoplasm
Molecular function (GO): voltage-gated potassium channel activity; transmembrane transporter binding; potassium channel regulator activity
Source: RefSeq, a predicted model, not a curated record
GUCUCUCACUCUGUGUGUGUGUGUGUGUGUGUGUGCAUUAAAUCUAAAUGACAUCAUUGUAAAUCCCCUGUCAUCUUUCAUUUCAAAGAGCGAAAGAGAUCGGGAGAAAAAGAGGGAUAGAUCAAAAGAGACAAAAUCCUGCCAGUUGGAGUGCGUCUAAACGCUCAACUGAGAGCUCAAACCGAGGACGAACACGAACCAAACUAAACCAAGGAAUAUGGCUAUGUUUGGUAGUCGUGGGGCAAAGGGGGGUAAGUUCUCUGUUGAGGACUUGUAUGGGAUCAGCAAGAAGCCUAAAGCCUCAUCAGUGCCAUCAAGCAGCGCCGGGGCAAAAGGACCUGUGCAAGGCCGUGGGAAGGGGCAGAAAGGAGAAAAGGAUGCCCUGGCCUCUCAGAUUUUGGAGGCGGCGCACAGACUGGUUGAGCGGCGACGACUUGAGCUUUACCUGAGGGAGUGUGGCCUCAGCAUCAAUGACUGCCAAUCAGAGAGACAAGCCAUGCUGUACCGAAACCUUGGAAAGUCGGGUCUACGUGUUUCUUGCUUGGGUCUUGGUACAUGGGUGACAUUUGGAUCUCAGAUCUCCGAUGAGAUGGCGGAGAGUUUGAUGACGAUAGCCUAUGAGAAUGGAGUAAAUCUGUUUGACACGGCAGAAGUGUAUGCUUCAGGCAGGGCUGAAAUCACUCUAGGGAAUAUUAUCAAAAAGAAAGGCUGGAGACGGUCCAGUUAUGUAGUAACGACUAAGAUCUACUGGGGAGGACAGGCAGAGACAGAGAGAGGCCUGUCCAGAAAACACAUCAUAGAAGGUCUCAGAGGUUCCCUGUCUAGACUACAGCUGGAGUACGUGGAUAUUGUCUUUGCCAACCGAAAUGAUGUGAACAGCCCUAUGGAAGAGGUAGUACGUGCGAUGACAUUUGUUAUAAACCAGGGUAUGGCCAUGUACUGGGGCACGUCACGCUGGAGUGCCAUGGAGAUAAUGGAGGCAUACUCUGUAGCGAGGCAGUUUAAUUUAAUCCCACCGGUAUGUGAGCAGGCCGAGUAUCACUAUUUCCAGAGGGAUAAAGUCGAGGUGCAGCUGCCAGAGCUCUACCACAAGAUCGGUGUUGGAGCGAUGACCUGGUCUCCUCUCGCAUGCGGGCUGAUCACUGGAAAAUACAGUGAUGGUGUUCCAGACUGUUCAAGAGCCGCGAUGAAAGGCUAUCAGUGGCUAAAGGAGCGAGUGUUCAGUGAAGAAGGGCGCAGACAGCUGGCAAAAAUCAAAGAGCUCCACCUGGUGGCUGACAGGCUGGGUUGCACAGCUGCUCAGCUAGCCAUUGCGUGGUGUUUGCGUAGCGAAGGAGUCAGUUCUGUACUUCUUGGUGUCUCCAAUACAGACCAGCUUCUUGAGAACCUUGGAGCCCUGCGGGUGCUGUCUCAGAUGACGCCUCAGACUGUGAGCGAGAUGGAUGCUCUCCUGGGCAACAAGCCUAACUCCAAGAAAGAGUCCCGUGCGUGAGGGAACCGGAGAGAUGACACAAACAUGUGUGGCCAGAAAAGACAAAGAAAGCAAGCUGGAAAAGAUGGAACACGGCGUACCAUCGUUUUUCUGCCCUCCCGUAUAUUACAUCACCUGCAUGCCUUCUGCAACAUGCUUCCAGCCCAUACCGCACUGCUCUCUGUAACCCUACUCAAGUAACAUAACCUAUGAAUUAAACACAGAAACAGCUGUCCACAACAUCACAGAAAUGCGACGAACACCAGCUGUUAUCAUUUCUUUACUCCGAGAGACUUAAGCUUCAGUCUUCCAUGAGGAAGUACUGUCAAUUAUAGGAGGAGAAUGGAAUAAAAGUGGCAAAAAGCUUGUUAAUUAGCAGGCCCAGACAGUAUCUACAGGACUUUCUUGCAGUUUCUGCUGAAGAAUUCCACUGUUUCCACUGCCGGAUUUCUAUUGCCAUAUUGUGUGAAAUGGAUCAAAACUGGAGCUAAGAGUUGUAAAUUCUUAUUGCCGGCUGAAAGCAUUGUCAGAUUUGCCAAAAUGCUGUAUUUAUUAAACAAAACAAACAUGCACGGGGCAAAUUAUGUGUAGGACUUUGCAAAUCAUGGGCGUUCUGUGGAAAUCUGUGCAGAUUCCGCAUGGGCCUGGUUGUGCGGGUGUGUGUUCAAGGAAGUACGAAUAUGAGUGCAUGCAGUGAAACUUUGAAUGAAUCUCUCUGUUGCUGGUGUUGUACCUGAGUGACUCGGAAAAUGGAUGCUGUGUGACGCCAAGCGAAGAUGUUUCUGAGAGCUGUCUGUCCCGUUUGUUGGGGUGUUCACUGCCUGUCACAUUUCAUUCUCGCUGUGCAGGAGAGCGUGGCAAACACUCCGGCGCGUGACAAGAACAACAUGCAGCAACUGCAAACAGCUGUUUGGACACAUCACAAGUCUUCCUCCAUUUCCCUCCUUUCCAUCUCUCCUUGUGUUUACAAUGGUGCACCUGUCCCUUUAAGAGAAUUUGUGCAGUUAGGGGAGUGGAGUGUGAGUGUCUAUAUGGUACCUUGCAGAUAUAUUCAGACCCUCACCAGUUUUUAAAUCUCAACGUUUUUAAAAACAACUGUUCUGGUCAUUAUUACUAUUCCUAACAUACACCCAACUCUCAGAAAACUAAAGGGUUAGUUCACCCAAAAAUGAAAAUCCUGUCAUUAAUUACUUAUUGACCUUCAUUCAUCUUCAGAACAAAAAUUAAGAUAUUUUGAUGAAAUCUGAGAGCUCUCAGACCCUGCAUAGACAGCGAUGCAACUGCAAUGUUUUCAGGUCCAGAAACGUAGCAAAGACAUCAGUAAAAUAGUCCAUGUGACAUCAGUGGCUCAAACUUAAUUUUACGAAGCUAUGAGAAUAGAUUUGUGUGCAAAGAAAACAAAACUAAUAUAAUUUAUUCAACCAUUCUUCUCGCCGAAUGAAGGUCUUACGGGUUUGGAACGACACGAGGGUGAAUAAUUAAUGACAGAACUAACCCUUUAAACUGAUGCAUAACUCAUCCCAGGCUGUCAAAAAAAAAAAAAAAAAAAACAUUUUAACUUUAGGGGAGCAACAACUUGUCACUGGGGCAGAGGGACACAUUUGUAUCUUCUUUACCCCUAAAUGUUUCAUAUUAUGACCUUAAGAGUACAUAUUACUAUAUUAAGGUAAAUCAAAAAGAUUUUUCUAAUCAGAACAGCGAAAUUUUAAAAACGUAGUUUGCAUCACUGGAUAUUACUGUUGAUUUCGAUCAUAAAACAGUUGUCAAAUAUUAAAUGUUAAGUUAACCUGGUCAAAAUAAAUAAAUACAAAAUAGAUAAGAAUGAAUCAUGCACAUAUGAAUUGUAACAAUAAUAUCUAUAAUAUGCAUGUAAAAAAAAUAUAUCAAGAAAAAAUUAUCCAGGCCAACAUUUUAGAUUUUGUAGAGCCAUCCCAUGCAGCAAUGAUAGCUUUCAGACUAUCGGAGUAUGAAUGCAUGAACGCACUGUCCAGAUGUCAUUUUGGCCUUUUUUUUUUAUCUAGGCAGAUUUUGCUCCAGGUUGUUUGAGAUUAGUCAGAUGUUCUUUCUGCAUUACAACGUUCCAAUAGUGCCACGAUUGUGACGUCAGUGCUAUAACUGUGCCGUUCCAGGACAUUCUGCACAAUGUUCUUCAGAAUGUCCUGCUGAAUGAGCUUUCUCUCAAGCUUCGGCAGUUUUUAGUAGACUAAAAAAAGAAAAUCAAUUGAUGAUGGGCUCUUUUGACUUGGAGCAGUAUCACACUGAACCUUGCAACACCCUAAAGCGACCAGAAAACCCAAAUGCAAACUGUAGCGACAUGAAAAAUUUGGAAGAAAUUCUGACUUCUUGCAAUUCUAAGUUUGUAUCUUACAGUUCUCACUUUUUUCUCAGACCUUCAAGAAAAAAUGUCAAAACUGUGAAAUAAAAAGUCACAAUUAGCAUUUUAUUCUUUCUUACUUUUUUUUUUAAUUCCAUAGUAGAAAUCAUCUUCCAUGGAC